AUGUUUCUAUUAAAUCACUCUAAAUCAUUGGUGAAUAAAGUUAUCCCCAAUGGAAAUGAGAAUAGUAAUAGACCUCCAACAUUGAUUCAAUUACCUAGUACAUAUUUACCCAAUCCAUUAUCACCAAAAGAAAUAUCUAGACGAGGUACAAUACUGUCACCAAAAAGUAAAAACAAUAACAAGAAUGUGGACACUUACUUUGAAAAUGAAACAAAAUCGUCAAGCAAUCCUGAAGGCGAUAAAAUAACUAAUGAUUCAGAACACCACAUUCAACCAACUUUGAGAAAGAAAGGUUCAUCAGUUAAACGAAAACGAUCACAUAGAAAAAAAUCGGAACAAAAUGAUAGUCAAUCAGAGCAGCCCACAUUUAAUGGAGUCCCCAAUUCCUCUCCAGUGAAAUCUGAAAGCGAUCACUCCGGCAGAUCUGACCCCUAUGUGUUGAACAUUUUUGAUAAAGGACAUACCUUGAAUGCUUUGGAGUGGAUGUUAAUUUUAGUCAUCUUAUUUUUGUUAUACAAACUAUAUAAUACGGGCUAG
This is a messenger RNA of Lodderomyces pseudojiufengensis, 537 nucleotides long. RefSeq lists its product as uncharacterized. The record is from RefSeq and is a predicted model, not a curated record. Lineage: Eukaryota; Fungi; Ascomycota; Pichiomycetes; Serinales; Debaryomycetaceae. The transcript has a single exon. The coding region runs from base 1 to 537 and encodes 178 amino acids.